Molecule: messenger RNA, 1029 nt
Organism: Venustampulla echinocandica
Lineage: Eukaryota; Fungi; Ascomycota; Leotiomycetes; Helotiales; Pleuroascaceae
Exons: 3
Coding region: 1-1029 (342 amino acids)
Cellular component (GO): fungal-type vacuole; plasma membrane
Source: RefSeq, a predicted model, not a curated record
AUGUCCAAUUUAACACAUGAUGGUGGACCGGGCGAUCGUUACGGGAACAUUACUCUCUUUUUCAACCCCCAUUUAUGUACCCUCGACACUUGCGACUUGACACUGGCAAGCUUCCUAUAUCGACCAACACUUCCUGGUAACGCAAUCUUUGCUGGUCUCUUCGCCCUCUUAUUCAUCCCACAACUAUUUUUUGGAAUAAAGCACAAGACAUGGGGCUACAUGACCGCCAUGAGCUUUGGCUUGAUUAUGGAGUGUGUGGGAUAUAUUGCUCGAGUCAUGAUCCACAACAACCCAUUCAAUCACGACAUGUUUCUCAUGUACCUCAUUCUUCUCACCAUAGCACCAGCUUUCUUAACUGCAGCAAUCUAUCUCUGCUUGGCUCGCAUCGUUACCGUCUACGGUGAAGAUUGCUCGCGCUUCAAGCCUCGUACAUAUACCCUCAUUUUCUGCACAUGCGACUUAAUUAGUCUGGUUCUACAAGCCCUCGGAGGAGGUAUCGCUUCAACCGCCAACACACAGUCAUCCAGCGACCUCGGGAAGAACAUUAUGUUGGCGGGUCUCAUCUUCCAAGUCGUGUCUUUAGUUCUCUUUGCAAUCUGCUGUGGGGAAUUCGCGUUUAGAGUGUGGUCCGGUAAAGGGUCGCGGAAUCCAACCUAUACUUGGCUCACUCAAACGGGUCUCUUUAAGGGAUUCCUUAUUGGCCUUUUCGUUUCCUCUGUCACCAUCUUUGCCCGUAGCAUAUACCGGUGCGCCGAGCUAGCGGGUGGCUUCGACGGCGAUCUCUUCAAAAACGACGAAGCACUCUACAUGAUCAUGGAGCCCACCAUGAUCGCAGUUGCUUGUAUUUGCUUAACUGUUUUCCACCCAGCCGUUGCCUUCAAGGGUGUUUGGCACGAGGCUAAUUUCACCUUCCGAACUAAAAAGGGGGCCUUGGAAAAUGGGAGGAUGAAGAUGGGAAGCACGGAUGAAGACUCUAGCGUCCAGCUGCCAGAUAUGAGAAAUCAGUAUGGAGACUCGUCACGAUACUAA